This is a messenger RNA of Stylophora pistillata, 1577 nucleotides long. RefSeq lists its product as uncharacterized. Gene Ontology annotation, cellular component: voltage-gated potassium channel complex; membrane. NCBI's taxonomy places the organism in Eukaryota, Metazoa, Cnidaria, Anthozoa, Scleractinia, Pocilloporidae. Gene Ontology annotation, biological process: potassium ion transmembrane transport; action potential. The record is from RefSeq and is a predicted model, not a curated record. Gene Ontology annotation, molecular function: delayed rectifier potassium channel activity; ligand-gated monoatomic ion channel activity.
UACUAUUUGAUGUGACGCAUGUUGCAUUUCUACAAAACACUUUUUGGCUUCUUCCAAGUUAGUUUAUCAACUUCGGACGGAACUUAUUUUUGCUAAAUCGGGUAAUAAUGAAAUACUGGAUGAAGGUGUUUACAGCUGUCUUCACCGGGGUUGCUAUUACACAUUUCAAUAUUGUGUCAGCCAAAGAUAACUCGUCUACGAAGGAAGACGAACAGGAGAUCAAAUGGUUUCUCAAUCUUACAAUAACAUGGAUGGCCAAACCACCGUACGUCGCACUGCCUACCAAUGGAUCUUUAGACAGCGGGCCUCAGGGACUAAUCCGAGAUACACUUUUACGGUACAUGACUUUUGAGUGCGGUGUACUUUUUGGUGUUGAAUACCAAAUACAAGACCGGCGGGUAAACAGUGAAUAUGAAAUGAUCGAACUGCUGAGGCAAAACAAAGUCCACGUUGCAGCUCCUAUUUUCGAGCCAAAAGGGGAGAGACAUUACAGCGAGUUUCCGUUUUUCAAAGUGGUUGAUUAUCCAGGAACAGACUUCCUCACCUCUGAGGAAAGGAACAAUAAGAUGAGCUACGUUCUGGAUGCCGUACUGAGGUCUUGGACACUGCUAGCUGUUACUCUGGUCUUAACAGCCAUCUCAGGGGUUAUUAUGUGGGCUUUGGACACCUAUUGGAACAGUGAAGAAUUUCCGCGAUCAUUCAUCAAAGGUUCAUGGGAUGGAUUUUGGUGGUCCUUUAUUUCGAUGACCACAGUAGGCUAUGGUGACAAAUCUCCCAAAUCUCUUCCUGCACGGAUAUUCUCCAUUGUUUGGAUCCUCGUGGGCCUGAUUGUUAUGGCUAUCUUUACGGCGAACGUUACUACGGCACUGACGGCACUUACCCUGGAAACCGAACCAAGCAGAAUAGAUCAAUACGAAAAUGUUAUCAUUAACAUACUCGUUGCAGUUUUAGGAAAUGGGACAGAGUACCAACAUGCACAACAAGAGGAAGCUGAACCAAUAGUGCACACCAGUAUCGACGACGCCGUCAAAGCUGUACAGUCCAAGGACGUGGAUGGAAUAUUCAUAGAUCACUACACAAACAUCUUUUAUCACUCAAGAGAAAAAUUGAAAACGCUUCUCACCGUCAAGAAAUUGGAGCUUCAAAGAGGUGUCGGGGUUCUCUUUUCAAAGGACAGGAAAUACCUAGCAGAUUGCUUAAAUUAUCAACGUUCCACCAUUUUAAGGUCGGCUCAAACCAUCACUGCAACAUAUAAGCUCACUAAGCGCAGUCUGGCAAAACAAUUCAGUUUGUUUGACGAUUCCUCCAGCUUUGUUAAAAUAUUGUUGUACAUAUUGCUUGGAGUUUUAGCAGGAAUGCUUUGUAUUGGAAUAAUAUGGGACCGACUUAUCAGGAAGAAGUCGGAUAAGCAGAAAAAUUCCGUGAUCGAGUGGGGAGCCGAAAACAAAGGGAUGUCGUUAACUGAGAGAGAAAGUAUUCUGAACGACUUUGAAGUGGCCAAAAGACUUCUUAAACAAAUGCAAGAUCAUUUCACAGUACUGGAAUCAAAAGUGUCAACAAUUCGAGAUAACCGGUAA